Messenger RNA from Mesoplodon densirostris (Blainville's beaked whale), 684 nucleotides. RefSeq names its product interleukin 12A (gene IL12A). Gene Ontology annotation, biological process: immune response. Gene Ontology annotation, molecular function: interleukin-12 receptor binding; growth factor activity. The transcript has 6 exons. Bases 16 to 684 code for a protein of 222 amino acids. Gene Ontology annotation, cellular component: extracellular region. The record is from RefSeq and is a predicted model, not a curated record. Lineage: Eukaryota; Metazoa; Chordata; Mammalia; Artiodactyla; Ziphiidae.
GCAGCGCCGCUCAGCAUGUGCCCGCCGCGCAGCCUCCUCCUUGUGGCCACCCUGGUCCUCCUCCACCACUUGGACCACUUUAGUUUGGCCAGGAACCUCCCCGCCACCACAGCAGGCCCCGGAAUGUUCCAGUGCCUCAACCACUCCCAAAACCUGCUGAGAGCCGUCAGCGACACCCUUCAGAAGGCCAGACAAACCCUAGAAUUUUACUCCUGCACUUCUGAAGAGAUUGAUCAUGAAGAUAUCACCAAAGAUAGAACUAGCACAGUGGAGGCCUGCUUACCACUGGAAUUAGCCACGAAUGAGAGUUGCCUGGCUUCCAGAAAGAGCUCUUUUAUGAUGCCCAUCUCAAUAGUUCCUUCCCCACUUUGUCGUAUUAUGCAGACCCUGUGCCUUAGCAGUAUCUAUGAGGACUUGAAGAUGUACCACAUGGAGUUCCAGGCCAUGAAUGCAAAGCUUCUGAUGGAUCCUAAGAGGCAGAUCUUUCUGGAUCAGAACAUGCUAGCAGCUAUUGCUGAGCUGAUGCAGGCCCUGAAUUCCCACAGCAAGCCUGUGUCACAGAAACCCUCCAUGGAAGAACUGGAUUUUUAUAAGACUAAAAUCAAGCUCUGCAUACUUCUUCAUGCCUUCAGAAUUCGUGUGGUGACCAUCGAUAGAAUGAUGAGCUAUUUGAGUUCUUCCUAA